AGCAGAAGUUGUGAGUCGAAAUGGUGCUACCGCGACAGAGAAAUGCGAAGGGUUCGAAUGCCACCGAGAUAGAGAAGAAAAUUAAAAGGGGUAAUGCGCUACGGCAGGGAUCUGCAUGGAGGAGUUCCAGAGGCCUCAUGGCCUUGCUGCUGGUCGCUCUGUUUGUGUUCGGGGUGGCUGCGUGGCUGUACGUGACUUCUCUGGACAGUGAAAUCACAGAAACACUGGUCAGCAAGGGUGAGCUGGUCUCUCCCCAGCCCAGAGUCUACAGCGUCCAGUGCUCUGAAGACUAUGAGAACUACAAACGCUAUCCAGGAUGCACCCCUCAGAAGUGUGGCCGUGCAGUCACAGACAGUGUGGUGACGAGGGAGGAAGCUCAGGUCCUCAGGAGGCUGGCUGAGAGAGGGCUGGCGCUGGCUGGAUCAGAGGGAGGAGCCUCCAUACUGGACUUGCACUCUGGAGCGUUGUCGAUGGGAAAACAGUUUGUCAACAUCUACAGGUACUUUGGGGAUCAGAUCGGGGAGGUGUUCACACAAGAGGAUUUCCAGCUUUACAGAAAUGUACGUGAGCGAAUUCAAGCAGUUAUCGCCGAGACAUUUGAUUUGGACCCAACUCUGAUGUACCUCACCAAGCCCACCUUCUUCUCCAGAAUCAACAGCACGGAAGCUAAGACCCAGCAUGACGAGUACUGGCACCCACACAUAGAUAAGGUGACUUAUGGCUCUUUUGACUACACCUCUCUCCUGUACCUGUCCGACUAUGGCUCUGACUUCACAGGAGGAAGAUUUAUCUUCAUGGACCAAAAUGGCAACCGGACAGUGGAACCUCGAGCAGGACGAGUCUCUUUCUUCUCUUCCGGCUCGGAGAACCUCCACCGCGUUGAGAGGGUGACAUGGGGGACGCGAUACGCCAUCACCGUGUCCUUCACCUGCGACCCUGCACACGCCAUCUCUGACCCUGCCCUGCUUGGAGGCACCCACGGGUGAUGGUGACAGCGCUGCCCACUGGCUCGGUGAAGCCCUGUAGUACAGAUGGGGAGCAGAGGGGAAAGGCAAAGGAGGAGAUGGGAGGAGAGAAAAAAGAGGGAAGGAGAGGAGGAAUGAAGUGAGAUUUUAUAUGUUGGUUGUACUUGCAAUAAUCAUGUAUUGUAGCUGCACGGUCAAUAUCUGUAAUUUAUUUUAAUAUUAUAGAUAUUGACUGGCUGUCCGUCAUGAUUGCGCUACAGUAAAAUGCCACAUACUUGCACCCUCUCUUUUGUAGAGGUGUUUUCUUAAUUUUUAGACCCUUGUGUGUUUUUAUCCAAUUUUCUACAGCAGUUGCUUUUUUUUAUUGAACCAUCAUAAUCGCUGGUAUUUGGCUUGUUUGGGUUCCCCACAGGUUUCUACAAUCCAUGCCUCUUGAUCUUUGCGGGUUGGCUUCAGCAGAAAUUGCUCCUCGGCUAAAACGGUUUCAGCGAAGCUAAAGUGGGAUUGUUUUUUUUUCCGGCAUGUCUCUGUGUGCUUUUUUUUUUAUUUUAAGAAGCGGGCUGUCCAUUCCUUAAAGAAGAGAUAUAAAUCUGGUGAAUCACCUACUGAAUCACAAAAUCUCCACUCAUACUGGCCCCCAUAUGAGUACUCAUGGCCCAAGAGGUGAUUUCUUCUAAGAAGAACCCUCUCCUUAUCCAGGAGUGAUUGCUCUUUUUAGUAUGAUACCAUUUGCUUUAAUGUGGUCUGCAAGAACGGUUUCAAAUAAAAUACUGACGGAACAUGAAAA
Messenger RNA from Thunnus maccoyii (southern bluefin tuna), 1752 nucleotides. RefSeq names its product urotensin-2 receptor 2 (gene ogfod3). The record is from RefSeq and is a predicted model, not a curated record. The transcript is spliced from 9 exons. Gene Ontology annotation, cellular component: membrane. Gene Ontology annotation, molecular function: iron ion binding; oxidoreductase activity, acting on paired donors, with incorporation or reduction of molecular oxygen; L-ascorbic acid binding. Bases 21 to 986 code for a protein of 321 amino acids. NCBI's taxonomy places the organism in Eukaryota, Metazoa, Chordata, Actinopteri, Scombriformes, Scombridae.